Messenger RNA from Trichoderma reesei QM6a, 2988 nucleotides. RefSeq lists its product as uncharacterized. The record is from RefSeq and is a predicted model, not a curated record. The transcript is spliced from 2 exons. NCBI's taxonomy places the organism in Eukaryota, Fungi, Ascomycota, Sordariomycetes, Hypocreales, Hypocreaceae. The annotation marks the transcript as partial. Gene Ontology annotation, biological process: protein deubiquitination. Gene Ontology annotation, molecular function: cysteine-type deubiquitinase activity.
GCGCCCCUGCCGCACAUCGACGACAUGGUGGCUUUUCCCGACGAUAUCAACCGGAACCAGCCCAUGAAGCAUCUGCUCGACAUGGCCGAAACAACGCUGGCAAAGUCCGAGAUGGGCCGCGACUUUGGGAAGCCUGCCCUCGCUUUCAGGGACUAUGUCAAGGCGUCCAUCAUCACCGUCCAGAUCAUUCCCUCCCACAGCGACUAUGUCGAGCUUAAAAACAGCCGCGCGGACUGGAAUCGAAGGCAUCAAACCCUCUUGAAACGGAUAGCCCAGCAGAGUGACGUGUACGAAAAGAUCAAGCGUGACAUCAUUGCAGAUAACGAGAGGACCGGUGUGAAACCGACUGUUGCUGCCUCGGCCCAGCAGAAAGCCGGCGCAAACGCUCUCCACUCGGCGCAGACGACAUCAGUCAUGAAUAAUACCCCCUCAGCCGAACCUCAUACAAAUGGCUCUCCUGGAAGAUCCAAGCCCGCUGUGCACCCCAAGCCGCAAUCGCUGACGGGCCAUGCUGUCAAGCCAGGCCAUGCCCGUGCUGCCUCCGCCGCGUCAGCUACCUCAUCGACCCAAGCCAUGUCAGAUCUUGCGGCACGAUUCGCGAAUCUACGGGGCCCCCAACCUUCGCCAGGACAGGACCCUCGCAUCAAGACGCACCAGAUUGUUCCUACGCCAACCAAGCCUGCUGGGCCUCGGGAUAUGCCCCCUCCUCGUCCCAAGGUGUCCCUAGACAGUGCAAUUCCAGCGCUGCCAAAGAUGCCCGAUGCAAUUUACAGCCCUGCGCGGGGCAGCAUAUCUGGAGAUCCUGCCCGCCUUCCUCCCACCACGCCACGGGGGAAUUAUAGCCGAGCAGGGUCCAUCGUAUCUGUCAACAGCGGGACAAGCACACCGUUACCACAGCAGGGCACUGACUACUUUUCGUCCCGAUCAAGAAGUCACUCCAGGAACGGAAGAGUUGACAGUCCACAACCGCCACCAGAGAGUAGCUUCAAGAUUCCAGAAGGAGACCGGAUCACGCCAGAAGAGCUGUUUGAGGCCAUGAAAGCAAAGGGCUUUUCGGUUCUUAUUAUAGACGUCCGUGCUCGCGAGGACUUUGACGAAGGCCACAUCAUGUCCUCCUCCACCAUCUGCAUCGAUCCCAACAUCCUGACCAGGCCAAAUAUUUCCGCUGACGAGAUUGCUGAAAGCCUUGUUCUGUCGCCGAGUCAAGAGCAAACGCAGUUUGAAAGGCGAGCCAGUUACGACCUGGUUGUAUUCUAUGACCAGGACUCGGAGAGGAUACCCUCCUCGCUGUGGAGCACGGAAGACACCGCGCUGUCGUCCCUCCACCGCGCUCUGGUACACCUCAGCUAUGGCUCCGAGCUUCGAAACGCCCCGAAGCUACUCAAGGGAGGCUUGGAUGCAUGGGUCGAUCUCAUGGGCUCGGCUUCUCUGCAGUCGACGGCGCCGCCCAACCCCAAGAAAAUCUCUCUGGUGCGGCAGGGCCCCUUUCAGCGGCGGCCCUCUCAAUAUCUGGGUAAGCCACUAAGACCUGAUAUAGUCAAGGUCUGGCAGCAAGCCGUGGAAAUCGAAGCAAAAGAGACGGAGAACGCCACAGAACAAGCUUUCCACCGUUCAACAGAGUCUUUCUUGAGAAGGUUCCCGUCUUUGUCCCUGCAAGAGUCAAUGACCUCGCCGGCCAUUGCUCAACAAAGGGCCCCGGGCUAUGCCGCCCCCUCGCACCAGGUUGAAAUAUAUAACGAUCUUCCCUCUCCUCCCACAAGACCAGCCCCGGCAUUGCCACGAUCAAGUUAUAGCAGUCUGUCCCAGACAGUCGAUGACCACGACAUGUACUACGAGCGCGUCCCGACGGCUACCGCCGUCUCACCCCUUGAGAAGACCUACUACACCGGCCUCAACAACCCCCAUAAUUGGUGCUAUGCGAACAGCAUCCUUCAAUCAUUGCUCGCAUCGCCCUUUUUCGGGAGGUUGCUGGCCCUCUCGGAGUGGUCUGAGAGGUACCAAGUGCCGCGGAAGGAUGGCGAGAAGAUUGAGCAGCCGCAGCUGAUGACGAAGAUAAUAUCCAAUCUGUUUCAGUGGAUGGCAAUGGGCAAGUUUCAGACUUUGAAAGCCUCGACGCUGAUGAGCUACUCCUUCAAUCUCUGCCGUAACAGUCCCACCGUCCCCCAGUUCGGCGGCACUGGGCAACAGGACGCUCAGGAAUUCAUGUCGUUUUUGUUCGACUACCUCCAUGACGAAACCAACACCCGCCGCAAUGUCAAGGGCAGUAUCCCACAGCCGAGCACGACGCCUCACGCGCGCUUGCAGGCUGCUGUCGAGUACUGGACCAACUAUCGAGAGCUGAACCAAUCCAUCGUUGACGACUACUGGCGGGGCCUCGAACUCUCGACAGUCGACUGCCAACGAUGCCACAAGCAGACGCACACAUUUUCGACAUUUGACCUGGUCUUUGCCCCCGUCGGCAACAAUCGGGCUAUUACUCUCGAGGACUCGUUCCGGGAGCACAAUGUGGUCAACAAGCUCGACAACUUUGCAUGCGAUACAUGCAAAAGGAACACCCAGGCGAUGCAAACCACCUGCUUCGCCCGCAUGCCGCCGCUGCUGUGCUUGAGUUUCCGCAGAUUUGACUUUGACAAGUCCGUGGGGGACAUCAGGAAGAACACGGGCAGGGUCACCUGGGACUUCAACGAGGUCGACCUGACUCCGUUCUUCAUGCGGACAAGCGAGGGCUCGAGCGAUAGAGCGUUUUCGGGGCCAUUCAAGUACGAGUGCUACGCCGUCAUCGUCCACAGCGGCGGCAGGACAGACAACGGACACUACUACGCCUACGUGCGGGACUCGAGCACGCACGAUCCAUACGCCUGGUUCCGCUGCGAGGACGAGAUGGUGACCAAGGUGCGCAUUGGCACGGGCGACGCCACCGACUACAAGGAGCAAGUGUUCAAGUCCGGCAAGGACACGGUUCCGUAUCUGGCCUUUUUCAGAAGGAAG